AUGGCGGACGCAAAGAUCCAGGAUCUCCUCACCAAGCCUCGCAACGAGCUUACAGAGUACGAGAUUGCGCAACUAGAAGAGUACGAGUUCAACAGCGGCCCGCUGUCCAUCCUCCAGACCGCCGUUCGCAGCCACACCCAGGUCCUCAUCUCGAUCCGUAACAACCGCAAGCUGCUGGCCCGUGUCAAGGCCUUUGACCGACACUGCAACAUGGUUCUCGAAAAUGUCAAGGAGAUGUGGACGGAAACGCCGCGGCUCUCGGGUGGCAAGAAGGGCAGGCCCGUCAACAAGGACCGCUUCAUCUCCAAGAUGUUCCUCAGAGGAGACUCUGUCAUUCUGGUUCUGCUGAGUUAA
Messenger RNA from Pestalotiopsis fici W106-1, 354 nucleotides. Its product is annotated as small nuclear ribonucleoprotein Sm D2. The record is from RefSeq and is a predicted model, not a curated record. Bases 1 to 354 code for a protein of 117 amino acids. Gene Ontology annotation, cellular component: catalytic step 2 spliceosome; U2 snRNP; U5 snRNP. NCBI's taxonomy places the organism in Eukaryota, Fungi, Ascomycota, Sordariomycetes, Amphisphaeriales, Sporocadaceae. Gene Ontology annotation, molecular function: RNA binding. Gene Ontology annotation, biological process: RNA splicing; spliceosomal snRNP assembly. The transcript is spliced from 3 exons.